UUACUUCCGGCUGGAUGUCGUUUACGCUUGGUGGAGAAAAGUGGUUGUAGGGGCGGGGAGCGGCUGAGCGAAUGUUGUGGUGAAAAAUAAGAAAAUACUCUUGGUUAAAGGCAAGGAAACGAAUCCGCAAAGUGUUUACGAUUUGGACGAGCCGCUUCUGUUUGGAUUGUUAAUUUUCCUGUCGGUGAAAAAUGGGGAAUUGUCACACCGUCGGACCAAAUGAGGCCCUAGUGGUUUCAGGUGGCUGCUGUGGCUCUGAUCAGAAGACGUAUGUGGUGGGAGGCUGGGCUUGGGCCUGGUGGCUCAUCUCCGACAUCCAGAGGAUAACGCUUGAGAUUAUGACCCUGCAGCCCAAGUGUGAGGAUGUAGAGACAGCGGAGGGUGUAGCUAUUACUGUCACUGGGGUGGCUCAGGUGAAGGUGAUGACGGACAAUGAUCUCCUUGGUUACGCCUGUGAACAGUUUCUGGGCAAAUCUGUCCAGGAGAUCAAGAGCGUCGUCCUGCAGACUCUUGAGGGUCAUCUCCGUGCCAUUCUCGGUACUCUAACUGUUGAGCAGAUUUACCAAGACCGUGACAAGUUCGCUACUCUGGUCCGUGAAGUCGCAGCUCCAGAUGUUUGCCGAAUGGGGAUUGAGAUCCUCAGUUUUACCAUCAAGGAUGUCUAUGAUAAAGUGGAUUAUUUGAGCUCACUGGGGAAAACUCAGACAGCAGCUGUGCAGAGGGAUGCAGACAUCGGUGUGGCAGAGGCGGAGAGAGAUGCAGGGAUAAGGGAAGCUGAGUGCAAGAAAGAAAUGAUGGAUGUCAAGUUUCUGGCUGACACAAAAAUGGCUGAUUCCAAACGAGAACUGGAAAUGCAGAAAGCUUCCUUCAAUCAAGAAGUUAACACAAAGAAAGCAGAGGCUCAAUUGGCGUACGAGCUCCAAGCUGCCAAAGAGCAGCAGAAAAUCCGUCUGGAGGAGAUUGAGAUCGAGGUGGUGCAAAGGAAGAAGCAGAUCACCAUCGAGGAGAAGGAAAUCGACCGUACUGAGAAGGAGCUCAUUGCUACAGUGAAGAGGCCAGCGGAGGCAGAGGCCUAUAAGAUGCAGCAGAUCGCAGAGGGACAGAAGAUCAAGAAGGUGCUGACCGCUCAGGCUGAAGCUGAGAAGAUCCGCUGUAUUGGAGAAGCUGAAGCCAACUCCAUCGAGGUUGUGGGUAAAGCUGAGGCCGAGAAGAUGAGGCUGAAGGCAGAGGCCUAUCAACAGUACGGAGACGCUGCCAAGACUGCUCUGGUCCUGGAGGCUCUGCCCAAGAUUGCUGGUAAAGUUGCUGCACCAUUGGCUAAGACCAAUGAGAUCGUGAUCCUGAGUGGAGACGGUAACCGUGUGACUGGAGAGGUGACGCGCCUCUUAGCCGAGCUCCCUGUGUCGGUGAAUGCCCUCACUGGGGUGGAUCUGACCAAGAUGCCGCUGCUACAGAAGAUGACUGGAGCGGCUGCAGUUUGACAUCUCCACUCUCACCUGCCUCAAGCAUGAAAAUACAUGUCUCUUAUAUUCAACCUCAGACCCAUUUAUGCAAGUUUAUUUGACAAGAGACACCAAAAUAACACAUUUUAUAUUUUUAUGAAGUUUUAAUUUUCAUGUUGCUGGGGCCUUUUACCAUAAGGACCAGACUAUUAACAUUUUUAGUUGUUAUUUUAGACCAGAUUUAGGCUGUAAUAAUAUGUUUAGUUCACUUCCUACAUGGGGUAUAUUUGGGAGACUAAUAGAUUAAAGCAAAUGUGUAAAGGGGCAAGACGUUAAAAUUUUAUUUGUAAAUCUGAAUGUUGUUUGUCUCAACAGUUUUAGUUUGCACUGCUUAUCAAGUAGACUCCAAAUUGCGUUUUUAUUUACUGUAGAAGGAGAUAAGUGGGUUUUGUGGAUCUUCUUGUUCUUGCUGUAAAACUAUUUGGUUCAUUGUUACAUUUCUUCUACUGUGCAGUGCCUGUUCACCACUGAAGUGCCCAAAACUUAGGAAUACUUUUGGUUUUAUUUUAGAUUUAUUUGUAUAGUAUGCCACUGUGUUCUGUCAAUAGACUGUAAACAUGUACACACUUUUACUAACAGUUCUUCUUUUCUACUUUCACACUUCAUUACAUGUACUAAAGCCAUAGAGCCAUCUUAAAACUCUGGUAACCUGCCAGGCUAACUGAAUAUUACUAUUACCUCAAGUAGCAAAUAGUAGAUGGACAGGGUGUAAGCUUUAAUUUUACCAAUACACAUCCUCUCUAAUUUUCUGUGACAAUAUUUUAGGCCAUUAUUAAUUAGGUACACUGUGUAACUUUUUUCUGGUAGGGCAUCUGUGAUGUUAUUGUUUUGCCUGAGAUGUUCCACAGUAUUGGUUUAUACUUGCAUAGUGUACUCUGUUUAUUCUGAAAACUCUCCACAGAUCUGACCUGUAAUUUGGACUGGUUGAGUCACUUGCUUGUCUCCAUGGAGAUAGAGCUGUGAAACAUUCCAGGCAAAGCAAAAUCAAGCAGGUGGUUGACCCUCCACCAGAAAAGCUACACAGUGUACUUUACAGUCUAAUUCGUAGGCUGCUAAUAAAAUGGUGUGAUGCAGUUUGUUUGUUUUUUAGAUGGAAGUUUAGCAUGUGAUCUGCUGGUACAUAAAGAAAGAGCUUUUUGACUGAAUCUUGAACUGAAUAUUUGAUAGCAUCACCACUACCGAUUUACACCGAUUUUUAAGGCCUACUAAAAUAGUGAUUUCAUUUUACCAUUUGUGUUGUUUUAUGUGACACGGACAGGUUAAAUUCAAUGUGAACGCUUUUGCCUCUAGAGGGCAGAGUUGGAGAAAAGUUGCCUGAUGUAGUCGCUCCUCUUUUUUGCAUUGUUCAUUUGAGCUUAUAUGAUAUUUCUGCAGUUCCACUUUCAAGAAAUCUGUGACAUGCCUACGUUUUCAGGGGCAUUGGCGACUUUUUUCAGUUUAUACUUGUAUUUUUUAUUGUAAAAAUGAUAUUAGUUGUGUAAUCCUCUUCAAAUGUUUAUCAGCACUGUUAGAACUCAGAUGUCUAAUUGUGAAUAAUAUUGUGAAGUUUAAGUUAGUGAUCCUCCUAAUCAGCUUUUGUAAUGAAUGUCAUAAUUUCAGGUUCAAAGGGCCAGUAUUUUGGUAAACUAUACUUAAUUCAUUGUGGCUCUCUGAUUCAAAUCUCUAUUCUAAUUUUACAAUUUUCUGGCCCUAUGAAAUAGCUUAUAUGUGUAGACAGACAGUGCCUCAAGUCAAACCCUUCAAGAUAUUUUAACUAAAAAUGGUGUGGUAGAUGUGAGCUUUAUACAUACUAAGAAAUUACAUGUUCCACCUGUUACUGUGUCUAUUUAAGGAUCAUAAAUUACUAGCGUUUGUAAUAAACUAACAUUUACUGAAAUUAAAUCCAAGUUUUGCAUUGUCGUCAUGUGAGAGAGACCAAACACUAGAGACCUAUGCCUUAUAUUACUCUUGUCUGGAAGUAUAACGCAGUAAAAUAUAACUGUUUCAAUAUGUUGCUUAUCUAACACUGGCCGUUGGAAAAUUGUAUGUAUCAGCCAUAGCAUCUACAGCAUGUGUUCAUAUAAUCCACCUUAUCUUGUGUGUGACCCUGUACAAAUGCCAUAGACCCUCAGUGUCUGUCUGCAACACAAAAAUAUUGAAAUAAAGAUCACAUUUUCAAGGUG
Boleophthalmus pectinirostris (great blue-spotted mudskipper) is the source of this 3664-nucleotide messenger RNA. Its product is annotated as flotillin-2. NCBI's taxonomy places the organism in Eukaryota, Metazoa, Chordata, Actinopteri, Gobiiformes, Gobiidae. The record is from RefSeq and is a predicted model, not a curated record. The coding region runs from base 192 to 1481 and encodes 429 amino acids. Gene Ontology annotation, biological process: protein localization to plasma membrane; regulation of myoblast differentiation. The transcript is spliced from 11 exons. Gene Ontology annotation, cellular component: plasma membrane.